AUGCAACAACAAGAACAAGUUUGGAACUGUCAUGAGAUGUCACCUUUGUUGAUGACCGAGAGGUCAUCUGCAUCAGCCGCACCACCAGACACAGUUACAAGACCAUCCCUCUCCAACAAGAAUCAAACAGAACUCAACUGUCUCAUCUUUGUCAACUUUGACAUACCAAGAGAGGCAAUCCAAUAUCUUUGGUCAAAGUGUGCUUUGGUUAUAUGUGCUGAUGGAGGUGCCAAUAGACUGUUCAAGUAUUGCCUGGAUACCAACUGCCAACUCGUACCCGACUAUAUAAAGGGAGAUCUGGACUCGAUUGAUGAGGCCGUCCGUGAGUACUACACAAAGAUUGGUGUACCCAUCACGACAGACCCAUCACAAGACUCUACAGACCUUAUGAAAGCAAUGGAGUUAGUCCGUGAAGUAGAACAGACACAUGAUAUCACAUUCUCAAACAUAUACGUCAGUGGAGGACUUGGUGGCAAUAUAUCACAUGAGAUUGCAAACAUUAACAAUAUGCAUAUGAACCCUGAUACUCGCAUGGUACUCUUUUCAGAGGGCAACAUUGCUUGGUACAUCAAUCCAAAGUUCAAGCACACGAUUCAUCUCAAGAGCGGUGUGAACUGCUCGGUCAUUCCAUUCGCUGGCACUGUCGACGAGGUUACAACCACCGGUCUGCGAUGGAAUCUGGACCACCACGAGAUGAAGUUUGGCGCCAUGGUCAGCACCUCCAACAUCACUCUGGACAAUGUCACGACCAUCCUCACCAGCGGACCUUUGGUAUUCAUUGUUGAUAUCAUUCAUUAG
Molecule: messenger RNA, 798 nt
Organism: Acytostelium subglobosum LB1
Lineage: Eukaryota; Evosea; Eumycetozoa; Acytosteliales; Acytosteliaceae
Exons: 3
Coding region: 1-798 (265 amino acids)
Biological process (GO): thiamine metabolic process; thiamine diphosphate biosynthetic process
Molecular function (GO): thiamine binding; ATP binding; thiamine diphosphokinase activity
Source: RefSeq, a predicted model, not a curated record